Messenger RNA from Vicia villosa (hairy vetch), 2078 nucleotides. RefSeq names its product dicarboxylate transporter 2.1, chloroplastic-like. Gene Ontology annotation, biological process: transmembrane transport. The record is from RefSeq and is a predicted model, not a curated record. The transcript is spliced from 4 exons. The coding region runs from base 133 to 1836 and encodes 567 amino acids. Gene Ontology annotation, cellular component: membrane. NCBI's taxonomy places the organism in Eukaryota, Viridiplantae, Streptophyta, Magnoliopsida, Fabales, Fabaceae. Gene Ontology annotation, molecular function: transmembrane transporter activity.
AAAAAAACAUAGGUGACUCCGCAUACAACGUAAGUUAGUGACAAGUAACAACCUCAAAAAACCAACCAAAGCCUCACAAACUCAUCACUCACUCAUUUGUUGCUACCAUUGUUGUUGUUUUGUGUCAUUCCAAUGGAGAGCUUAGCACUUCACUCGCUCUCCACUCCUUCAACCACCUUCCUACUCCAUCGUCGUCCACAACCCAUUUUCAGAUCUCAAUCCUCUCUUCCGUUUCACCCAUCUUCACGCUCAACCCCAUCAAUCAAAUCAUCACCAAUCUCUCAAUCUUUCUCUUUUCCCUCCAAAGCUUCAACCUUUAACCCUUUCUCAAAACCCCAUUUCCCAAUCCAUGCUAAUUCAUCUCCUCCACCUCCUCCUCCAUCACCAUCACCACCACAACCCUUGCCAACUAUUCUUCAAGGUGCAAAGCCAAUUCCUUUUCUGAUUUCAAUCUCCAUAGGUCUCAUUGUUCGCUUCUUUGUUCCAAAGCCAGUUGAAGUCACUGCUCAAGCAUGGCAGUUGCUUUCAAUUUUCCUCUCAACCAUAGCUGGGCUUGUUCUAAGCCCGUUGCCUGUUGGUGCUUGGGCUUUUCUGGGCCUGACAACAUCUGUGGUGACGAAAACUUUGAGCUUUACAGCUGCAUUUAGUGCUUUUACUAAUGAAGUGAUUUGGUUGAUUGUGAUAUCUUUUUUCUUUGCUCGUGGGUUUGUGAAAACUGGUUUGGGGGAUAGGAUUGCUACUUAUUUUGUGAAAUGGAUGGGAAAGAGUACUUUGGGGCUUUCUUAUGGUUUGGUGUUUAGUGAGGUUCUUAUUGCACCUGCUAUGCCUAGUACCACUGCUAGAGCUGGUGGUGUUUUCUUGCCUAUUAUUAAGUCUCUUGCACUCUCUGCUGGGAGUGAGCCUAAUAGUCCUACCUCUAAGAGGUUGGGCUCUUUUCUUGUUCAGAACCAAUUUCAGUGUGCAGCAAACUCCAGUGCUCUUUUCCUAACUGCUGCUGCUCAAAACCUUCUGUGUAUUAAAUUAGCUGAAGAGCUUGGGGUGAUAAUUACAAGCCCUUGGGUUACGUGGUUUAAGGCAGCUAGUUUACCCGCAUUCGUUUGUCUUCUUGCUACGCCGUUGAUUUUAUACAAGAUCUGUCCCCCUGAAAUUAAGGACACGCCAGAAGCACCUGCCAUGGCUACUAAGAAACUGGAAAACAUGGGCCCUGUCACUACAAAUGAAUGGAUUAUGGUUUCUACAAUGCUUUUUGCAGUCUCUUUGUGGAUCUUCGGAGAUGCUAUUGGCAUAGCAAGUGCUGUAACUGCGAUGGUUGGUUUAUCAAUCCUCCUCGUAACAGGAGUCCUUGACUGGCAAGACUGCUUGAACGAAAAAUCGGCGUGGGAUACCUUAGCUUGGUUUGCCAUUCUAGUAGGUAUGGCAAGUCAGUUGACAAACCUCGGAAUUGUCAGCUGGAUGUCUGAUUGUGUGGCCAACAGCCUUCAAACAUUCUCCUUGAGUUGGCCAGCUUCAUUGGCUGUUCUUCAGUCUGCUUAUUUCUUCAUCCACUACCUUUUUGCAAGUCAAACCGGGCACGUAGGGGCUUUGUUCUCCGCAUUUCUCGCCAUGCAAAGGGCAGCCGGUGUUCCUGGUGUUCUCGCAGCGCUUGCUUUAGGUUAUAAUACAAAUCUUUUCGGUGCAAUUUCUCACUACAGCAGUGGUCAAGCGGCUGUGUACUAUGGAGCUGGCUAUGUCGAACUUCCUGAUAUAUUCAGAACAGGAUUCAUUAUGGCGGUUAUUAACGCAAUCAUUUGGGGAGGUGUUGGCUCUGUGUGGUGGAAAUUUUUGGGCUUGUAUUGAUUAGUUUCCAUUUGCGUGUAAGUAAAUAGCAGUUCUGUAUGCUUCUUUGUUACCGGCCAAGAGAUAAGAUCCCUCUCAUUUGAGGACAGUUGAGUUCAUAUAAAGCUUUUUCUGCUUUUGGCUCAAUUAUUUGUUAGUUACCCUUGUCUGACUUUAUAUAUACAUUCACUGAUAUACUUACAAUGAUUUGAAUGUGGGAGCUUAAUGGCAAGUUUUAGAAUAAAAUUUACCCGGUUUCACCA